AUAUAUUGAUAUGCGACAGAUCAUUAGUAAGUCGUUCAUUUUUGUUUUCACUUUUUCUUUCUUUCUUUCUUUUUUUUUUAAAAAAAAAGGGGUUUUAUACACUUUAAUAAUAAUGCCAGAAUAUAUUAUUAAUAAAGAAGCUUAUUUAAAAAUUAUCCUUCAUGCUUGUAAAUAUCCAAGUAGUACUGUAAAUGGUGUUCUUUUAGCACAAGAAGAAGUCGGUAAUGAUGAUUCAAAUAAAAUAAUUAUCGCUGACGCUAUACCAUUAUUUCAUCAUUGGAAUACUCUAACCCCAAUGUUGGAAGUUGGUUUACAACAGAUCGAAAUUUAUGCUGAACGAAAUAAAUUGAAUAUAAUUGGAUAUUAUCAUGCUAAUGAAAGAGUAGAUGAUAAUAAAUUACCACCAUUUGGACAGAAAAUUGCAUCAAAAAUAUUAGAAAAUUUUAAUAUUAAUGCAAUUUCUCUUUUGGUUCAAAAUUCAAAAUUAUCACCAGAAAAUCCAGAAAUCGCAAUUAUGCCUUAUAUUUUUAAGGAAAAUCAAUGGCGUCCUGAUACUAAAGCAUUUUCAUCUAAUUUUGCUUUGGAUAAUAAUGAUUUACCUAAAUUAGUUUCAUCAUCAAUUUGUAAAAAACAUUUUGAAUAUUUAUACGAUUUUGAUGAACAUCUUGAAAAUAUAGAAUUAGAUUGGUUGAAUAAUAUUAAAGUAGUAGAAUUAGCAUUUGAACAAAAUUCAAAAACUAAAUAAAAAAAAAAAAAAACAUUAAGUAGUAACAUAACUUGUAUCAAAUUAAUCAAAUUAUUACUUACCACAUAACUUGAAUAAAUAUAUCGCACGCGAUUUUCUUUCACUUUUCAUUCCAUUGAUGUUGACAUUCGUGAUUACAACAUUUAUAAAAUAUUGACAUAGGUUCAUCU
Rhizophagus irregularis DAOM 181602=DAOM 197198 is the source of this 915-nucleotide messenger RNA. RefSeq lists its product as uncharacterized. Gene Ontology annotation, cellular component: EMC complex. NCBI's taxonomy places the organism in Eukaryota, Fungi, Glomeromycota, Glomeromycetes, Glomerales, Glomeraceae. The record is from RefSeq and is a predicted model, not a curated record.